AUGGAAAACGAAUCGAAAGAAGAACUGAAUAGAACAAUGAGAGCAGCAUUCGCACCCGUCAGGGAAGCUACGGACCAACUGACGGACCAAGAUCUUCGUGCACGUCUGUUGGACUCGACAGUUCUUCCAGCGCUCUGUUACGCAGCGGAUACGGGGACAGACACCGCUGCCACGUCUAGGAAGCUACUUACUACCCACAGAGCUCUUGAAAGAUGCCUUCUGAAGUUUAACCGGUGCACACAACACCUACCCGGCCUACGCAGCUCCGACUUAAGAGGAAUGUCCUGUCUUCACGAUCCAGCGGAAUAUAUAUCGAAAGCAAAGUAUAGAGAUGUUAAACGCCCUCGAGGGAGACCGUCAACGAGAUGGGGUGACGUGCUCGCUACACGGAUGGACCAGCUGAGAGCUCAGCUGGAUACGGCUCAAGGACCUCGUCAACGUGACUCACGAAACUUGAGAACAUCUUGGAUGACAAUGGCGAGGGAACAAAACGAGUGGAAGAGAUGCUGGAGCCCGCACGUCCAGUGA
This is a messenger RNA of Necator americanus (New World hookworm), 528 nucleotides long. RefSeq lists its product as uncharacterized. NCBI's taxonomy places the organism in Eukaryota, Metazoa, Nematoda, Chromadorea, Rhabditida, Ancylostomatidae. The coding region runs from base 1 to 528 and encodes 175 amino acids. The transcript is spliced from 2 exons. The record is from RefSeq and is a predicted model, not a curated record.